This is a messenger RNA of Pseudophryne corroboree (corroboree frog), 5772 nucleotides long. It is a transcript of the gene PEAR1, whose product is annotated as platelet endothelial aggregation receptor 1. The record is from RefSeq and is a predicted model, not a curated record. Gene Ontology annotation, molecular function: protein binding. Gene Ontology annotation, cellular component: membrane. The transcript has 25 exons. NCBI's taxonomy places the organism in Eukaryota, Metazoa, Chordata, Amphibia, Anura, Myobatrachidae. The coding region runs from base 258 to 3626 and encodes 1122 amino acids.
AUUCUCAGUUCCAACACUUUUCCUGCACCCCUCCUCCCAGCCCCAGAUAUCGUACAGCCUCUCUUUCCUUGUUAUUCCAGAACUGGACUCCAAACUUGUGUCCCGUAUCCCUGCCUCAUCCAGACGGAUUACAUCCAGCUAGUUCACAGGUCUUUCCGUUAUCUUCAGCCCUCCUGGGGGAGGUCUCCCCUUACGGACCGUACUUCCCAAGGAUCAGAACCGAACGUCUUCUACGCAGGAGACGACCAGCAGAAAUAAUGAAGAUGACGCGGACUCUCUCCAUUGUACCUGCUAUGUUUUUGCUGGUGAACAUAAAGCUUGGCAUAUCUCUCAACCCAAAUGACCCCAAUGUCUGCAGUUACUGGGAAAGCUAUACCACGGCAGUAAAGGAGUCCUACGCCCAUCCAUACACCAACACAGCCCCGGAUGCUUGUACGUGGAACUAUUUCAAGACAUGCACGCAGCCUAAGAUAAUGUAUAAGACCGCUUACCGCCACGGAGUUAAGCUGAACUACAGGAAGAGGUACCGAUGUUGCCAGGGAUAUUAUGAAAGCAGCGACGUCUGUGUCCCACAUUGCAGCCGGGAAUGUGUCCAUGGCAGGUGCGUGGCACCGGAUCAGUGCCAAUGUGAGCCGGGCUGGCGAGGGAAAGACUGCUCCAGUGAAUGCAAACCUGACGCGUGGGGACCAAAGUGCAACAGUUCCUGCGCUUGCCAAAAUAAUGGGGUAUGUGAUGCAGGUUCGGGGUCCUGCAUUUGCCCUGCAGGGUUCAAGGAUGCGUUCUGUGAAAAGCCCUGUGAUCCGGGCAGCUAUGGACUGAACUGUUUGCUGGACUGUCAGUGCCGGAACGGAGCCAGCUGUGACCCGGAGAGUGGGGCCUGUCAGUGCCUAGAAGGAUUCACAGGGCCCUACUGUGAGAUCAGAUGCACCGAGAGUCAGCCGUCCGUGUUCCAGUGCCCGGAGCAUUGCCCUUGUCAGGGUGGCGGCAUCUGUAACCAGAGUGGGACAUGCAUCUGCCCACCAGGAUGGAUGGGUCCUAUAUGCUCCAUCCCUUGCCCGCCUGGAUACUACGGACCCGGAUGUGAACAGGAAUGCAGUUGCCAUAAUAGUGGGCAAUGUGACCCGGAAAGUGGGCAGUGCCAGUGUUCUCUGGGGCACAUGGGAGAUCGGUGUAGAGAGGAGUGUCCCAUCGGGAAGUAUGGCCGGGACUGUAAAGAAAGCUGCGACUGUGUGAACGGGGUGCGCUGCUACCACAUCAACGGGGCGUGUCUGUGCGAAGCCGGCUUUUCUGGGACCAACUGUGAGGAGAGGAUAUGUAAAUCCGGCAUGUAUGGGGUGCAUUGUAACAUGCAGUGUCAGUGUGACCUCUUCCACACUAAGAGCUGUCACCCGAUGACUGGAGAGUGUACCUGUGAGACGGGCUGGGCCGGCCUGUUUUGCAACGAGACCUGCCCCCAUGGUUACUAUGGAACCAACUGUCAGGAGCCGUGUCUGUGCCUCAACGGGGGAACCUGUGACAGCGAGACCGGUGAUUGCCGCUGUUCCCCUGGUUUUUCAGGAAGUCACUGCUCAGUCUACUGUCCAGAGGAAACCUACGGAGACAGAUGCUCUCUGAAAUGCAAGUGUGAAAACCACCUGGCGUGUUCCCCGAUUGAUGGGACCUGUGUGUGUAAGGAAGGCUGGCAGAAAGGAGACUGCUCUGUUCCUUGCCCCGAGAGAAGUUGGGGUUUCAACUGUAACAGGACGUGUGAAUGUGCCAACGGUGCCUCUUGUGACCGCAUCACCGGACAGUGCUCCUGUAAAUCUGGCUGGUUUGGGGAGAAAUGUGAGCGACCGUGUAAAACCGGAAGCUUCGGCCCUGGUUGCAGCAUGCAAUGCGAGUGCAAGAACUCAGACGGCUGUGACCCGGUGACGGGGACGUGUCAGUGCCUCCCAGGAUGGACAGGGGUGAAGUGUGAGCAGCCCUGCAGAGACGGCUACUGGGGGAGGAACUGCAACAUGUCCUGUACAUGUAAGAAUGGGGCGUCCUGCUCUACAGAGGACGGAUCAUGCACCUGCCCUGCUGGAUUUGAGGGCACAGACUGCGAGAACAGCUGCCCUCCAGGACGGUAUGGGAAGAGAUGCACCUUUAUAUGCAAGUGCUCCGACCACGCUACCUGUGAUGCCUCAGAUGGCUCCUGUAAAUGUUUCCCUGGAUGGAGAGGCAGCGACUGCUCUGAGUCCUGCUCUGCGGGAUACUGGGGGAAGGACUGCGCCAACAGCUGCUACUGUGACAACGGAGGACAUUGCAGUCCUGUGGAUGGGAGGUGUGACUGCCUGCCGGGCUGGGCCGGGAAGACGUGUUCUGAAGACUGUUCUCUGGGAACGUGGGGAAAGGACUGUGCCAAUACCUGCUAUUGCCACAACAGGGGCCACUGCAGUCCUGUAGACGGAACGUGUACCUGUCUACCGGGAUGGACCGGGAAGGUGUGUUCUGAAGCCUGCCCCCUGUGGUCAUACGGAGUGAACUGCAUGAACAAGUGCCGCUGCAAGAACGGAGAGGCGUGCGACCAUGUAACCGGGAAAUGCACCUGUCUGCCCGGGUAUUAUGGCUACUUCUGUGAUAAAAAGUGCUCUCCUCGGACCUACGGCUUGAUGUGCUACCAGCUCUGUGACUGUCUCCACAAUGCCACCUGCGACCAUGUGACCGGUCAGUGCCAGUGUGAGGCUGGCUGGUCCGGCACACGUUGUGAAAGAGCUCCCACGGUGGAUGUCCCAUUCACAAUGGUGCCAAAGACCUCAGCGGGCACCGAUUCUAUUGGACCCAUGAUUGGCAUCAUUGCCUUAGUCAUUCUGAUGGUAGCGCUUAUUGCCUUCUUUCUCGCGUACCGACACUGGCAAAAGGACAAAGAAAGCCGCAACCGAACCGUGGCCUAUAUCGCUACCAGGCCGGUCAGCUCUGACUAUGAAGUUCCAGAUGUGCCGUCCGGCUAUUUACACUACUACACUAACCCAAGCUACCAUACGCUGUCGCAGUGUGGUCCCAUCCCACCCCCGGUGCCCAGCAGCCAGGACAGACCAGGAUCUAAAAAGACGAAUUGCAAUCCACAUUUCUCCAAUGUGAUGAACGCAGAGAGGGAGAGAAUAAGCGCUUACAGCCCGGAACACAAUGCCACCUUACCAGCUGACUGGAAGCAUCAGGGCGCACCUCUGAAUCACAAAGGGAGAAAUUGUAUUGACAGAAGCUACAGCGUUGGGGUUUACUUUAAUAGGGGAAAUGAGUACGUGAAAAAUUCCGUUAGUAACAGCUCCUUGAACAGUGAGAAUCCCUACGCUACCAUCAAAGAUAUCCCGAUGCUCAUGUCCAGGACUUCAGAGGGGAACUACAUGGAGAUGAAGUCCCCAGUCCAUCGAGAGAUGUCCUAUGCAGAGAUCGGGCUCUUUGAUGAGGAUGCCAUGUACCAGGUGGACUCAGGGGAGCAAGACAGCUUUGCGCUCGGAGCCGGAGCAGCAUCCACCAGUUCCCCUCGUCACAGUCUCCUGACCAACCACUACGACUCUCCAAAAAACAGCCACAUUCCCAGCCACUAUGACAUGCCACCAGUACGACAAUAUCCCCCAUCUCCCGGAGCAAAGCGGAAAGCCUGAUGAGGAAACGUCUUGUGGUAUAUCCUUCCUUGGACUUUGUGGAGCCCAAGCUGGAAUUGGCGGGCCUCAUUAUCUUCAUGAUCUGUGAAAACGCUUUUUGAGCUUUGUUUACAAAAUAAUGGUCCCGGUGUUUCAGUUGGGUACAAUAGAGAUGGGUCACUUGGUUGUUUCCCAUUUAAACUGCAUAGAUGUUAAUAGGAGUUUGGGAUUUGGAGACUGGUCUCCCUCUAGAACUUAAUUCUGAAGGCAUCUACUGAAGCAGAAGACAACGUUUGUGGACAUCUAAUAUGGGAAAAGAUUCAGAACUCCUAGACUGUGGAGCAUUCUCUUUGGAGUCUUCCUGAAUGACGAUGAUUAUAUAUUUGAGAUGGGAUCAUUAAUACCUGGCAUAUUAUUGGAUGCUAGGACUGUAUUUGUGUAUACACAUGGACAAUUCUGUCUUCUGCGUCUCGGCAUGCGGAUCAUUCCUUCCUAAACAGUGUCAACAAAUAACCGCGGACAAAGCGCCGUACCUAAAUGGCCGAGACACUGAAUAAAGGAAUCUUCAUUCAUUUAUGGGUGGAUUUUGGACCAGAAUUGAAGUAAAUGUGUUGGAAAAUGUUCUUGGCACAGACGAGCAGCGUGUAUGGGCAGAGUUGGCGCCUUGGUAUUUGAAUGAUCUAUUUUGCCACUUAUUCUAGUAAUGAAGAAUACGGGUGAAACGGGCGUUUAUGCCAAACACGUCUGUCUUGGUUGUAAAGAGCAUGGCAGAAUUUCAGAAGAUGUCUUGAAAAUCCCAACCUGCACUUACUAUAUGCUGGUCAUUAAAGAAAAACAAAACUAAACCACAAAAACAAACUGGUAGUGUUUAAAAGUAAGGUUAUAUUUCAUGGUUUUGUGCAAGUGUAAUUUACUAUCUGCCUGGUAUUUACCUUGCUUUCGGUUUGAUGCGGCGGCGGUUCCAAGUCAUGGUAGAUUAAAGUUGCCGAUUAAUUUCUCACCGAAAUAAAUUAAGAAAAACAUGAACGUGAUUUAUAUCUGUGUGUCCUUCACAGGGAUUAUACAUGAUGGUUCAACUUAAGGAGUCGAUUUGGAGUCGGUGGACAUCAAGUGGAAAUCCUCAUUGCCUACUGUUAUUCUGUCCACAACCCAACUGUUAUCAUUAGAUGUCUUGCACAGUACUAAGGUGUUAAUUCAGAGUUGAUCGUAUCUACGAUCAUUUACUCUUACAUGCGGGGGUACGCCCAGCACAGAGCUAGUCCGCCCCGCAAGUCAGGGCCUACACCCUCCCCCGCACAGAAACAAAAGCAUCGCACAUCCACCAAAACGGUGGCCAGAUGCCGCUGGCCCGCUCCCCCUCGCCUUGCAAACGCCUCUGCCUGUCAGUCAGGCAGAGGCGAUCGCUGGGCUGAGAUGCCGAUAGCUUCUCUGGCAUGCGCCGGUGCACUGCGGCGACCGUGCAUGCACUGUUCAGACCUGAACGCCCGCUGUGUAAAAAUGCACAGCAGCUCUCAGGUCUGAAUUAGCCCCCAGGUGGAAGAUAUCCAACCGGAACAGGCUUUGUGUUUCCUUAUACGCGGCUACAGACCUCUAGCUACAAAUUCCCGCCCCAAACUUCCAUAGAAGCAGGAUCAGCCAUCAGUCACUAGUGGACCGCGUUCUUCAGGUCCAUUCAUGUGUUAUCCAAGAUCCCAGAGCAAUCUCAACGUAAAAGUGAAAUCAUGUGUUUUAUUGCCUGUACAGGCGUCCUAUACCCGCACACUUGUGAUGUCCUAUCCAAUGGAUUCUGCAUCUGUUCUGCACCUGAUAUAUUGUCCUGCCGGUGGGUUGCCCGUACACACAGGCAGAUGUGCCAGUAUAUAUCAGCGCGGCCCAUUCUCUGCACUAUAUCGGUUAUAGACCUAUUGGCUAUAAACACGAGCCGGUGGUCCAGCCGGUAUAUCUUAUAUAUUAUAUGUAUAGUGUAUUGCUGGGUAGAACAUCUGCUGAUUCACUACUUAUACAGAUAAGGAACUUUGGCGCCGGUGAUAUCCUGACAUUGGUUUCUUUUGUUGAAAGUGUAUUUGCAUGUUAUUUAAUUUUUUUUAUUCUUUUAACAUGUAAUAUCUCUUCUGAGACCUUCAGGGAAAUAUUUGUGUUUGAAAUAAAUUAUGCCAACAUCGUACAA